Molecule: messenger RNA, 708 nt
Organism: Leptopilina heterotoma
Lineage: Eukaryota; Metazoa; Arthropoda; Insecta; Hymenoptera; Figitidae
Gene: Muted
Product: biogenesis of lysosome-related organelles complex 1 subunit 5
Exons: 5
Coding region: 14-577 (187 amino acids)
Cellular component (GO): BLOC-1 complex; transport vesicle
Source: RefSeq, a predicted model, not a curated record
GGUAAAUCAGCUGAUGUCAGCCAUAUUGAAUUUCCCCCACCCAACUUGGACUACCUUAUCUGCGAAGUUGAUAUGCGCAGAAAACUGUUUUUUAUCUGUCACGAGAUGUUACCAAAACAUGGCGUCUGUUGUAAAAGACGUUGGUGAAAUUUGGACACGGCUUUUUGAUCAUCGAUCGUUCAUUCAAGGAGAAGUUUCAUUUUUCUUAAGAGAAUAUCAGGACAAAAGAAAUGACAGAGAAGUGGAACGUCUCUUUGAAAUUAUAGAGCAUUCAACCGAUAUUGAUCAAAGCCAGUUGGAUAGAACAAUAGAACUUGGCAAUUCUCAGUUACCCAAUUUAAAAGUAAAUGUCGAUAAAGCACUUGGUAUGUGUGAACGAGUUCUUCAGAAAGAAGGGAAAAUAAAUAAUGAAAGUGAAUUAACCGAAAACAGAGAACUCCGAAAAUUGAAAUGGCAAGAGUUUAUCAAUGAAAUGAAGGAUAAAUGUCAAAAAGUGGACGAAGAAUUUAUCGAGAAAGAAAACGAAUUAAAGGAAUACUAUUUGGAUCUAGAAAGGAAGUUACAUCUUUCGCCAUAAUUAUCUCCUCUGCCAUAUCUACUUUCAUAGCAGGUGAAGAAAAAGAAUGAGGUGCCUGAAAAUAUAAUUGCAUUGAAAAGUUACGGCAAACGACAAGAAACAUUCCUCACUUUAAAGGACGUAAAGUGGCU